This is a messenger RNA of Iphiclides podalirius (scarce swallowtail), 1404 nucleotides long. NCBI's taxonomy places the organism in Eukaryota, Metazoa, Arthropoda, Insecta, Lepidoptera, Papilionidae. The record is from the annotation of a GenBank genome assembly.
AUGAUGAACGAUACCCGAAUACCACAAGUUUUCAACGAAUCAAGCGAUGACGUCACGUAUUCCUCGACGUCUGAUUGGUACGAUAGCAGCAACUGUUCAUGGGUGGACACGGUGUCAUGGGGAUGUAACUCGACAGUUAACACUACCGGUGCCAAUGUCACCACUAGUGACGUCACGUCGCUCGUCCUCAUGGCGGUUACAUCUGUGGUGCUUGCGCUCAUCAUCCUUGCUACAAUUGUCGGUAAUGUGUUCGUGAUCGCCGCCAUUAUAAUUGAGAGGAACCUUCAGAAUGUCGCAAACUAUCUAGUCGCUUCUCUCGCUGUCGCUGACCUAAUGGUGGCAUGUCUCGUGAUGCCAUUAGGAGCUGUUUAUGAGGUCAGCCAAGGAUGGAUUUUAGGUCCAGAACUCUGUGAUAUGUGGACAUCGAGCGACGUCCUGUGCAGCUCAGCUUCGAUACUUCAUUUAGUGGCAAUAGCAACAGAUAGGUACUGGGCGGUAACCGAUGUGGAUUACAUCCAUAUACGCAACGAGAGGAGAAUUUUCACGAUGAUCUUCUUGGUAUGGGCCGCUGCGCUCGUAGUUUCCCUCGCCCCCCAGCUGGGAUGGAAGGACCCCGACUACCUAGCUAGGAUAACGCAACAGCAAAAGUGCCUAGUUAGCCAAGAUCUUGCGUAUCAAAUCUUUGCUACCUGCUCUACCUUCUACGUACCACUUGCUGUGAUUCUAAUAUUGUACUGGAAGAUCUUCCAAACUGCUAGAAGACGAAUCCGGAGGCGGCGGGAACCACCCCCACCGCGGCCGACGUCCGCAGACGGCGCCCCACCGGCUGGUCGACCAAUACAAUCGGCGAGGGAUAGGCGAUUCAUUAAGAAACGUUUCUUGAACCUGAAGAAAUGUAACCAGCGUACCCGCGUCGAGACUCUAGCAGCCUCCCUCCUGCUUACCGAAGGUCAAAGCACGUCAACUGUGGACACCUUAGACGAGGAACCACGGACUACUGCGUUCACCAUAAACGAAAAGGUGCCUUCUUCCGUGUCGCCAGAAAAAUCUUCCUCAACAGUCACCAACGGCUCAAAAGCAGAACGAGCGAUCGCGCCCGCAAUGUCUCAGAGAGAGAAAAAAGAAUCCCUCGAGGCUAAGAGAGAGAGAAAAGCGGCGAAGACGCUUGCAAUAAUCACGGGUGCCUUUGUUUUCUGCUGGCUGCCGUUUUUCAUAAUGGCGUUGGUGAUGCCAAUCUGCCAGACAUGCGUGAUCAGUGACUACCUCGCCAGCUUCUUCCUCUGGCUUGGCUAUUUCAACUCCACCCUCAACCCGGUCAUCUACACAAUAUUCAGCCCUGACUUCCGGCAAGCGUUUGCCCGAAUCCUCUUCGGCACUCACAGGCGCGGCCGAAACAAAAAAUUC